Molecule: messenger RNA, 840 nt
Organism: Phragmites australis (common reed)
Lineage: Eukaryota; Viridiplantae; Streptophyta; Magnoliopsida; Poales; Poaceae
Product: peptidyl-prolyl cis-trans isomerase CYP20-1-like
Exons: 7
Coding region: 70-747 (225 amino acids)
Biological process (GO): protein folding; protein peptidyl-prolyl isomerization
Cellular component (GO): intracellular membrane-bounded organelle
Molecular function (GO): peptidyl-prolyl cis-trans isomerase activity
Source: RefSeq, a predicted model, not a curated record
GGCAGUCAGGCUCCAUCAUCGGUGACGAGUGAUCGACGAGGAGGAAUCGGAGGCGAGAGGCGAUCCGCGAUGGCGUUGAGCGGGUGGAGGAGGAGGAGCACGGCGGCGAGGGCCGUGCCGCUGUGCCUGUGGCUCACGCUCGCCGCGGCCACCCUGACGCUCGCGAAGGCAGAAUCAGCCGCGGAACUGACCAAGAUCACCACCAAGGUCUACUUCGACGUCCAGAUCGACGGCAAGCCCGUAGGCCGGAUUGUCAUGGGACUUUUCGGGAAGACUGUUCCUAAAACAACAGAGAACUUCCGAGCACUUAGCACAGGAGAGAAAGGAAUUGACAAGCACGGCAAACCUCUUCACUACAAGGGAACCUUAUUCCAUAGAAUCGUCAAAGGCUUCAUGAUUCAGGGAGGUGACUUGGAACACGGAGACGGAACUGGUUGUGAAUCUAUCUAUGGGGAAGUUUUCCCUGAUGAAAACUUCAAGCUUAGUCACACUGGACCAGGCACUCUGUCGAUGGCAAAUCAAUUGAAGAAAGAUACAAACAGAUCCGAGUUCUUUAUCACCACUGCAGAUACACCACGGACAAGAGCGUUGGACGGGAAACACGUUGUGUUCGGCAAGGUGCUGAGUGGAAUGGACGUUGUCUACAAGAUUGAAGCUGAAGGCGAGCCGGGUGAUGAAGGUACCCCAAAGGCCAAAGUCCUCAUAGCUGAUAGCGGAGAGCUGCCGAUGUCUGAUGAGCUGAAAUGAUCCAUCUUUGAUGGAAGAAGCAUAUAUAUAUGUGGAAGCAAAUGUGACUGUUUUCCAUUGUGGAAUUGUUGCCUGUGUUAUCUGUGAGGCAAC